AUGGCAGUUAUACAAUGCCUACUGCUUGUAGUUGCUGCUGUGCUGGCAAGGGCGGGCAGCGAGGAGAACCUAGCUUCCUUUGGCAGAGCCCGCUCUGGCGUGGAUCUAAGGAUAAUACCCCUCCUGCAAAACCAUGCCAAGGCAUGCAUUGAAAUUCUGGAUAAAGAGGGCGAUCCCUCUCCAGCCACGAGCUGCACAAAUCUCACUACAUGCAUGAUGUAUUUUAGCGCAUAUCUAGCAGAAGGCGGAGUGCCAAGCCUAUAUGAUGCCACGAGCAUAGCUCUGAAUUUUGCAGAGCACUAUAUAGAUCCAAUAAUUACGCAGCAUAAAAACACAAUUGAGGAUGAAACAAUCAUGAUGUUUGUUCGUGCAUGUAACUACGAGUCUAGCAACCCGACACGCCUCUAUGAUGCAGGAUUCAUCUUGGGAUAUAUUUCUAUGUCUAUCAAGAAGAUAGCCGAAGCACACAACACAAUGGUUGUCAACAAAGACACCAAGCAGGAAGAGCUGUUUGUGCUGACAGCGCAUGAGGUCCUGAAGCUUAAGUGGGUGGCGAAGCUGCACUACCUUUUUAUGCAGCUUCUUUUUAUGACAGAUUAUAACACCCACACAUAUAUAAAUAUAAGAUACAUAGGCAUAGCAGAGGACUACAUGAGCGCGUUUAACCCAUAUCCACCAUUGUGCGAGGCUUUAGCGAACAUGUCUAUUGAAUAG
Messenger RNA from Nematocida major, 714 nucleotides. RefSeq lists its product as uncharacterized. NCBI's taxonomy places the organism in Eukaryota, Fungi, Microsporidia. The record is from RefSeq and is a predicted model, not a curated record. Bases 1 to 714 code for a protein of 237 amino acids. The transcript has a single exon.